Molecule: messenger RNA, 1753 nt
Organism: Geodia barretti
Lineage: Eukaryota; Metazoa; Porifera; Demospongiae; Tetractinellida; Geodiidae
Source: the annotation of a GenBank genome assembly
GGGCGUGUCCGUCGUCACCCCGAAGAUUGCCGCUACGUUAUGUAGCUAUGCGUGAAAUACCAUUACUGUGGUUGGGCAUCGCUAUCAGCGUUGUCUUCAUAGUAACAGCUGAAGCUCAAGUGUCAGCAGUUGCUAGUUUCAACGACUCGAGAUGUGCUGGGCAGAUGGUGUGUCCAAAUGACCCUCUUCUCUUCACUUGUACUGUCACUGAUAGUCCUUCGCUGUUGCUCAAGUAACACUACCCUCUGGAGUGGGAGUGCAAGUCACUAGUGCCAACAUGACUGAACUAGUUGGAGCUACUUCUCUACCAGAUGGAGUGACUGUACAGUCUCACAAUGCAAUAGUGGAUGGAGGACUAGUAAACUACACACUAACACUGGCUAUCGAGAGAGCCUCACUGUUGGGUGGCAAUCCCAUCAUAUGUGAUGCUAGAACUGUGUCACCGUUGACAGAUGAGGCAUCAUGUCCAAUAGCCACAGACCCAGGUCAACCAGAGAGUCUGAGUCAAAAUAUAUCAGCCAACACUGAGACAUCAGCAGUGGUGCAGUGGGGGUCUCCAGCCAUGACUGGAGGCAAUGGAGUGACCAUCAGUGAAUAUAGAGUGACUGUUGAUGGUGGGGAUGACCCAGACUGUCAGCCAUGAUGAUAGUGGAGAUGUCUUCACUGCCACCAUUACUGUACCAGAAUACAACACCAGCUACAGUGUGUCAGUGACUGCCAUCAACUCUUGUGGUCUCUCCAGUCAGCCUGCCACCACCACUGUCUUCAUAGAGGCGAGAGCACCACCUCAGCGUGAAUUGUCCGUCUCAAUGAGCUGUGAUACUCUUCUUACCGACGGUAGACCUAUUUCGAUCAAUUGGACGACAUGCAUACCCAGGGUGGUGAUAGAGAGGUAAGGGUUGUAUAUCCUGGAGAAGAAUCGGUGCUGGUUGAAUUAACUUCCCUCAGAGGGACCGUGAAGCAAGUGUGCAGUGAUAUGAAUGGAUGUGAUUUUACCAUCUCUGUAAGCGGCGACUACACAGUUUCACUGACUAUCACCAAUGAUGUUGGAUCAUUCAUGGCUGUGACAAGCUUUAGUUCUGAAAUUCUGUUUUCUGACGAAACCCUAAACUCUUUACCCUCAAGUGUGAACAUAACUGUGAAUCGUUUCUGUGCCACUGAUGGCAAACUGUUUCAAUCACAGUUAGAUUUGGAGUAACAAGUGAUACUGGGGGUAGCUGUACAUAUAAUGGUGACAGUCAAACUGCAAAUUCGUCACCUAAUGGAAAUAUAUUUUCCCCUGAUUUUACCCCGGCAACUGGAGAGAGUUUCUGCUACGUGGCUAUCCUUACCAUUGAUGGGAAUAAAUGUUGCCAGUCUCAAUGGCUCUGGUGACAUAACUCCUACUAAACCACCUACACCUAGAGAAGAGAAAGAGAGUAUAUCGACUGGAGUUGCUGUGGGUAUAAGUACAAUCAUCACUCUAUUGGUAUCCUUACCAGUGGGUGUGGUCAUUGGUUCCUGUGGUACAUUGUUCGCAAUUCGUAGAGGAGGCGGAAGAGGAGAGAGGAAGAGGAAGAAGAAGAAAGAAGAGUUUGGAGGAGCUAUCUAUGAGGAGCCAGUUCAUUCAGUGGAGACUGCCAUUCCUCUCUCUGAGAACCAGGCAUAUGGCCAGGUCUCAUCUCAGAGGUAGUAGAGGAAGGUGGUGAACUGCGUAUUACAACAUUACAGUAUUAUAGUUAUGUAGUUUCAUUCAGUGUACAUUGUACAGUAA